AUGGAUGGUGGUGACGUUAUUGGCCAUGGAGUAAUGCAAGUUAACUCUGAAGCACACGAUGGGAUUUUUCAUGAGAAUGGUCGUGUUAACGAUGACGGUGAACUGGAUUUUGUUAGUGAUGGAUGCUUGGAUAAUGUUGAAUAUGACAACAGAGUUGUUGAUGAAGAUUCUGAGUUUGAAGAAGUUGAAUACUAUGAUGAAGAUGCGGAAGAAGAUAAUGAAUUUUACGGAUGUGAAUACGAUGAUGAAGAUGGAGAUGAUGAUGGCGAAUUAGAUGGUGAUGAUUAUGAUGACGAGAUAGGUUCCGGUUAUGUUAGUGGACACGAAUAUUGGAAUACAGAUUCAAACGGCAGUGGAAUUUCUGGGGAAGGAUCGGAAUGGGGUUCGGACAGAUUGAAUGAAUCGAUAUCUUCAGAUCAAAUUCUAGACGAAUCAUUUGUUGUUGACGUGUUUGACGACAUUGCAAAUAUGGACAUGUUUAACUUGCAAUGUGAUGAUGUUUCGAAGCUGCAAUUUGGAAGUCUGGAAAUAGCUUACACAUGGUACUGUUGGUUUGCAAAGAUGAACGGUUUUGCAGUCCGUAAAGGUCAAGUUAUUAAAAAAAAGAGUGGAGAUGUUACUCAACAAACAUUUCUUUGUAACCUUGCAGGAUUUAGGCAAAACAAAGUAGAUAAUCGCAAACGCGGUCUGAGGCACGAAACCUGGUGUGGAUGUGAAGCAAAAUUUCGGGUUCAUAUUGAUAUAAUUUCACACCGUUGGUAUGUCACAGUUUUUACCUUUGAGCACAAUCAUGCAAUGUUAAAGGAGAAGCACUGCAGGCUGUUGGCAGGUAAUAGGAAGCUUAGUAAGUCAGAUAAGAUGCAAAUUAAGAAUUUUGGGAAUGCCGGAACCAAAGUAACUCAAAUGAUUGGUUCAUUCGCUAAUGCUGCCGGGGGGUAUGAUAAGGUAGGAUUUUUGAAGAAGGAUGUACAUAAUCAAAUUGCAAGACAAAGGAAAGAGAUGUCUUCUGAUGCUAAAGGUGCUGUCAGGUAUCUUAUUGAUCUUCGUGUUAAAGAUCCAUUGAUGCUUGUUGCACACACGGUGGGUGCGGAUGGAACGUUGCAAAACCUAUUUUGGAGCGACGGUGAGAGUCAAAAGAAUUAUGAACUGUUUGGUGAUGUGCUUGCUUUUGAUGCUACAUACAAGAAAAAUAAGUACAGGUGCCCAUUUGUUGUUUUUUCUGGUGUUAAUCACCAUAACCAGAAGAUUAUAUUUGCUACUGCCAUAGUUUCAAAUGAGAUUGAAGGGACAUAUGUAUGGUUGCUGGAGCAGUUUUUGGUUGCAAUGAAAGGUAAGACACAUUUAUCUGUAAUAACGGACGGUGAUGUUGCUAUGAGAAAUGCAAUCAGGGAAGUCUUUCCCAACAGUUACCACAGGUGUGUGGCAUAUUUUCGAUUUAGAGAGGUUCAAGCUGAUUUUGAAUCCCAAUAUGGACAGGCAAUGUUGCAUACCAAUCUUAGGGCGCUUGAGAGGUCAGCAUCAAAGCACUGGACAAAAGAGUUAUUUGAAAUGGUACGAUCUGUUAUGAAAAAGGUAACCUUAACAUCUGUAUUAGAUAUUCAAGAUAUGACAUCAGUUACCAAUUAUGCAGUGACAAAAUACAGAGACGAAGGGCAUGGAUGGCGUGUUUCCCACUGUCCAUCGAAUAACGAUUUCAGAUGCUCGUGUCUUAGAAUGGAAUCCAUUGGGAUUCCUUGUGAGCACAUUGUUGCUGUGAUGGUUUAUCUUAAUAUUGUAGAAUUUCCUGAGAAUCUUGUAUUGAAUCGUUGGUCAUUAUAUGCGAAGGAGUCUAUUAGUGGAAGUUAUGAAGAUGGUUCCCACUACUGGGAUUCACAUUUGGUUGCUAGACACGCUACUUUGGUGAAUCUUAGUAAGGAGGUCGCUGACUGUCAUAUAUGGAUGCUUAAAUCGAAGUACAACAAUGAAGAUGUUCCAGAUAACAUACAUGUUGAAGAGGAGUUGGUGAAUAUACUUAACCCUUCAUUUUCAAGAAGCAAGGGUUGUGGACCAGGUACUGUUGGUACAUCAGAGAGACGCAGGCGGACACAGACGUGUGGGAUAUGCGGUGCAGCUGGUCACAACAGAAGAUGCUGCCCUACUCUUGGAGCAGAUGGAGAGCCUCCUGCAGAUAGUUCUUUACAAUCAGCAUCUGUAAGGUUAAGUAAUGACUAUGGAUUUUCAGUUUGA
Molecule: messenger RNA, 2226 nt
Organism: Vicia villosa (hairy vetch)
Lineage: Eukaryota; Viridiplantae; Streptophyta; Magnoliopsida; Fabales; Fabaceae
Product: protein FAR1-RELATED SEQUENCE 5-like
Exons: 4
Coding region: 1-2226 (741 amino acids)
Molecular function (GO): zinc ion binding
Source: RefSeq, a predicted model, not a curated record